This is a messenger RNA of Microtus oregoni (creeping vole), 2737 nucleotides long. RefSeq names its product reticulophagy regulator family member 2 (gene Retreg2). NCBI's taxonomy places the organism in Eukaryota, Metazoa, Chordata, Mammalia, Rodentia, Cricetidae. Bases 485 to 1894 code for a protein of 469 amino acids. The record is from RefSeq and is a predicted model, not a curated record. The transcript has 11 exons.
AGUCCUGGAAACCGGUAAGGGAAAACGUGCCUUCUUCGUCCAGAAGGAGCCCAGCCAGAUCCAUCGUGCCGUCAGCCGCCACCCUGUGAAGGUGGAAGGGGGAGGAAAAGAACAGUAAGUGGCGGACAGAGCCGUCCUCCCCCGUUGGCCCACCUGCCCGCCUCUCCCGAAAGGGCCGCCGCCCCGGUCCGCGCAGUCUCCUCCCCUGUUGCCGGCAGCCGCAGGACGCCUCUUCCUGUUCCGCGCGCGACUGAGCCUCCCGGCGCCCGACAAUCCGUGCGGCGCUCACCAGGCGGAGUAAGAAGAGGUCCCAGGGCCAGAAGUGUUCUCAGCCCGCGGGGCCCGGGACACACCAAGGGUGAACGAGCUGGCCAGACCUUGUGGUAGUGGUGCAGAUAUUAACGAGACUAACAUAAGAGGGGAGGGGACUGGAGGCGUCGAGAUUGAGUAAUGGGAAUGCCGCGCCCUUCCCGAGCCGAAAGAGAUGCUAGCCGGGAUCCUGGGCGCCUGGAGGCCCACUUCCUCCGGGAGGAGUCGCAGGUUGUUGUCUUCGUCGUCCCUCCGGCCCUUCUUCCUGCUCAGCAUCUCACUUUUGACCUAUUUCCUGCUGGAUCUCUGGCAUCCUCGCUUUCUCCCCGACGUUUCAGCUUCACCCCCUGAGGAACCACACUCUGACAGUGAGGGUGCGGGGUCAGGCGCCCAGCCGCACCUGCUGAGUGUGCCCGAGUUGUGCAGAUACCUGGCUGAGAGCUGGCUCACCUUCCAGAUUCACCUGCAAGAGCUGUUGCAGUACAAGAGGCAGAAUCCAGCUCAGUUCUGUGCUCGAGUCUGUUCUGGCUGUGCUGUGCUAGCUGUGUUGGGACACUAUGUUCCAGGAAUUAUGAUUUCCUACAUUGUCUUGCUGAGUAUCCUGCUGUGGCCCCUGGUGGUUUAUCAUGAACUGAUCCAGAGGAUGUACACACGCCUAGAGCCCUUGCUCAUGCAGUUGGACUACAGCAUGAAGGCAGAAGCCGAUGCCCUGCAUCACAAACAUGACAAGAGGAAGCGGCAAGGGAAGAAUGCUCCCCCAGCAGGUGAUGAGCCACUGGCUGAAACAGAGAGUGAAAGCGAGGCAGAGUUGGCGGGCUUCUCUCCAGUGGUGGAUGUGAAGAAAACAGCACUGGCCUUGGCUAUUACAGACUCAGAACUGUCAGACGAGGAGGCCUCUAUCUUAGAGAGCGGCGGCUUCUCUGUUUCUCGGGCCACCACCCCACAACUGACAGAUGUUUCUGAGGAUUUGGACCAGCAGAGCCUGCCAAGUGAGCCCGAAGAGGCUCUGAGCCGUGAACUGGGUGAGGGGGAAGAGACAGAGCUGGCCCCUCCUGAAGACCUGCUAAAUGCCCCUCCAGCCCUCUCAAAGCAAGCCCUGGAUACAGAAGAGGCUGCAGUCAAGGAAACCUUGCUUCAGCUCUCAUCCCCUCUUCACUUUGUGAAUACGCACUUCAAUGGGGCAGGGUCCCCCCAGGAUGGAGUGAAAUGCUCCCCUGGAGGACCAGUGGAGACCCUGAGCUCAGAGGCAGUGAGUGCUGACAUAAUGGCUCCACCCAGCGCCCUCUCACCCCCACUUUGCCCUGCUGAAAGUGGUCCAGUUACCCUCCUUUCCCCCUCUGUGCUCCCAUCCCUUCCCCAGGACUCACCUCAACCCCUGGCUGCCCCUGAGGAGGAAGAGGCGCUCACCACUGAGGACUUUGAGUUGCUGGAUCAAGGGGAGCUGGAGCAACUGAAUGCAGAGCUGGGCUUAGGACCAGAGAUGCCCCCAAAGCCCCCUGAUGUUCUGCCUCCUCCUCCCCUUGGGCCAGACAGCCAUUCUCUGGUACAGUCAGACCAAGAGGCUCAUGCAGCGGUUGAGCCAUGAGCCAUGGCAGAAUGAGCUGCAGGCAUAGUAGGGCUUCCUGACUAGGGAUGUCAUGUUUCCUCCUUUCCCUGCCACUCUGGGGAAAGGCACUAUGUGGAGAAGCUGGCUGUCAGAUGGCAGCCAGCCCAUUCUCUGCCUGCCUGUCUGCCUGCCUGCCUGCUAUCCUGGGACCUGGUAUAUAGUACCUGUGCCUGGGAUGGGUUUUAAAUUUGUAAAUAAUUUUCCAUUUGGGCUAGUGGAUGUGAUGGGGCUAGGGAAGUCCUUCCAUAGCCUGCACUUGCUUCCCUGCCUCAUCUCUUCUCAUUCUACUAUGUCCCAAGCCCUGGUGGUCUAUCCUUUCUCUCUCUUCCUAUCCUCAGGGACCUGUGCUGCUCUGCCCUCAUGUCCCAUUGGUUGUUUAGUUCAGGCACUUUAUCAUUUUCUCUACUGUCCUACACUUCCCUUGGCUUUAUUUCCCUGCUGUGUCCUGUCCUUAGCAGCGUCAUCCCCACUCUUUGCCAACCUCUUCUUCCAUAGGCACUGGCCAACUUGUAGGGCAGGUUCUCUUUGGAGUGGCGACAGGUCAGCAGUCCUGCACUUAGGUCACUGUAGCCUCCAGCCUGCACUGUACCCUUGCCCGGUUCAACCCUCAUGAUGCAGGAGAGCAGGGUCCCAUAGCACUUUGCCAGCACUGGGGUUGAUGAGCACGCUCUCUCUCUUUUUGAGGUGAGGGACUUCCCUGCUGUCUUAGGAAGAACAAAACCUACUCUUCUGGACCACAGUUGAGACUCUGCUAGGGUCUAAAGUGGAUAGAAACAUCUGUGUAGGUGUUAACUGGAAAAAUAAAGUGUUGAUUGGCUAGAA